CUAUGUGUUCUCACAUCCUCUAUCAAACCAAAAUGCUUGACCAAAAUGAAAAUAAAGAGCGGAGACACUUGUUUUAACAUUUGGACCUCCCGGAAAUUGUCAGAACGAGAGUUUAAAGAAAUGAACGAAGGAUUGGGUUGCGAUAAAUUGGAAAUAGGGAAGGAAGUGUGUGUAGGUGUGGAAUCUGUACAGGAGACAACCACACUGGAAGAUAAGAAACCGGCGCUUCCGAUGAUAGAGACAUUUGAACCUUGCAACGAGUACACAAUCAAGCAGGGAGACACCUGCUUCCAAGUGUCAGUUGCUUAUGGUCUCGACCUUGCGGAUCUUCAAGCAAAAUAUGAUUGCAAUGCUCUUCAGAUCGGUGAUACUAUCUGCGUCUCCAAAAACUUCACUUGCCAGCAUCGUAUCGAAAUCAAGCCUGGAGACACUUGCUGGUUCCUGGAAAACGCUUUUCAGACGAAUCAAACCGAAAUACAAAGAUCCAAUGAAGGCGUGAAAUGCGAUAAUCUGCCCGUGGGACGAAUUAUUUGUGUCUGGUCGGCGGAUGACAGGAAGCUACCGAACAUGACUUGCACUAAAUGGAAAACGAUGGAUAAGGAAUUGGGAUGUUAUGACAAAAAUUCUUCGAUCACCAUAGACCAUUUUAAGUUCUUGAAUCCGAGAAUCAAUUGUGACAUGAAAAUCCCAAAGGAUCAGGAAAUCUGCGUCAAGAGUCAUUCUACGACACCAUGCUCUUCGAUUCAGUUUGUGGAUAAAACUCAAAACUGCACAACGAUCCAGCAACACUACCAACUUAGCAGUUGGAGGUUGAUGCAUCUGAAUCCAACAUUCAAAUGCGAUAGAGUGGAGAAAUCCGAGCAGAUCUGUGUUGGAACUGGUCCGUUCAAACAAGCGGAAUGUGUGUCAUCGCAACGGGUCACUCCAGAAAAUGAUAACUGCGAAAAGCUAUCAAAAAUCACUGGAUUGAGCAAUGGACAGAUUGAAGCGUUGAACCCAAAAACCAAAUGCGGGAAGAAGUUCGAAUGGGGUUCACUGAUUUGCACUUCGAGUUUGGGAAUCGAUACAAAAUCUGCACAGAAGUUGAUAGUCACGAGCUUGAAAGAUAUAGCACCGAAGUUAGCAGAAAUAUUCGAAAACUACAAUGCUAACCCGAACGAGGCGAAUGAAAACGCAAUGAACCAACAACUACUAUCCGACCUGCAAAAACCAGCAGUCAACUCCAAGCUCAAAGAGCUCUACAAAUCAGAUGAGAAAAUUCGGAAAGUUCUCGAUAGCCAGCAUCCUCUUCCCCGGAAAUCAUAUUGUGAUCAGAUUCAGAAGACCAAGAUGAGGGAUGACAUCAAGACUUGCUUCUGUGAAAAUGACGAGCUGCUGUUGUACUGCCAAGUUCUGGCUACAAAAGUGUUUAUGGAGAGUCAAGAUGCAGAGGAUCUAGAAGCACAAAAUGUGACAAUGUUGAGAGUAUUCCGAGCCAAACGGUCCAUCGCCUGCUCUUUCUCCACCCCAACUACCGGACAGGAUAGUCUAUCUGUAUUCAAAAGUCUUUACGGCGGUUGCUUCGCAGGUGGAUGUUCCUUUCCGAUUGGACUUGUUGAGAUCAAUGUCGAAGCCAAUAUCUGCGCUCCACUAGUCAGUUUUGCAGCGGAUACUGUAAUAUUCUGCGAAAAAUCUGAAAACGACUGUAGCAAAGUGGAAAAUGAAGAUAUCUCUGGAUUAAAGUUCUUAUCCGAGAGGAAACUAGGAGGAAGUAUUAGCUUAUGUGCAAUUGGGUCUAAGCUGGUGAAGAUGUUAUCUAGAGGAGGAUUGAGUUUGUGCUGGGAAGUGCUGGCAGCUGAUUAUUAUGGAUUUAUUGGAAGGUUGAAUUUAGGAUCCAACUUGCACCUUAUCGUAGUGGAAGUGAGUGACGAACUCCUUUCUACAAUGAAAGUACACGGGCUGGCCUUCCCUAAGAUGUGCAGGCAUAGCGAAUUCGAGUGUGAAGAUUACUGUAGAUGGGCUGCUGAAAGCUGGCACAAUGGCAAAGCCUAUGGAUAUUUCAAGAUUCGCGCGUUGAAAAUUUUUGGGUUUAGUGGAUUCAAGCUGAUUGAGGAGACAUACAACCAACCAAAACGAGUCGGGUGUGAUACUGGAAAAGAGGCUGCAGUGGUGAUGAGAAAUGAGCGAACUUGUAAGGAUCAUGAGAGAGAGAUACAGAGAAGGUGCUGGAGUGGAGAUGAUGUGAUGGGAUGGGCUGCACUUGAGAAGGAAUGGGGGUUUGCAUUCCAACCACAUGCAUUUGGAAGAACACUCUUUGUGUGCGAAUUCAUUGAUAAGAGUGGACAGAAAAUUGGUUUUGAUGUUUAUGGAGGAAAAUCCAAGAACCGAGGAAAGAGUACAUUCCAUUAUGUUGUCAAAAAUGACGGAAUAUACUUUGGAACAGAAAAAUACAAAGAGGACCAAAUGAUGGGAUCUUGGAGUCAUAAAUGUGAGGAAGAGAAGCUAGAAUCUCCAAAACCAGAACCACCAAAAACCGAAGAACCAACUGGAACAAGUUCAGUGCCAGCAGCCGUUUGUGGAAAACGAAUCGUUGGAUAUUACACAGGAUGGGGAGAGCGAGAAAUCACAGAAAACCAGCUGAAGAAACUGACUCAUGUUAUAUUUGCAUUUGUGGCAAUGUAUCUGGAUGGAGGUGUCAAGUUUGGAGCAGUAAGUGAGGAUGAUUCGGGACCACAGGCAGCUGUGAAAGCGGAAAGGAGAUUUUUGGAUAUGAAAAGGAAGGCGAGAUCAGUGAAUUCCGGAGUACGAGUGAUUUUUGCAGUUGGUGGAUGGGAUAAUUCGCAAUAUUUCUCGACAGUGGCAGCAGAUCCGGUGAAAAGAAGAUCAUUCAUCGACUCGGUGGCUUCCUUCAUUGAGCAUCACCAAAUUGAUGGAGUGGAUUUGGAUUGGGAAUAUCCUGAUAUGAAUGGAAAAGACAAAGCCAACCAUGUGACUCUUACCCGAGAGCUAAGAGAACGAUUCACGGAAAUGCAGAAGGCGAAAGGAAGAAAAGAUCCUUACAUCAUCACAUUGGCAUCUGCAGCUGGAGAAUGGAACUUGAGAAAGGGAUACGAUUUAAGUGGAAUUCUGAAAUACGCAGAUUUUAUCAAUGUGAUGACUUAUGAUUACUACGGUGCAUGGGAAUCCAAAUGGGGAGCAUAUACCGGACCACCUGCGCCACUCUAUUUUGGAAGUUUGAAAGGAUUUUCUGGGAAAUUGAAUGCAGACUUCUCAAUGAGAUUUUACACCUGUAAAACCAAGAAACCGAGUCUGUUGAAUAUGGGGGUUCCAUUCUAUGGAAGGUACUGGAAGAAUGUUCUUGAACCAAUAGACAAAUCUGAUGGUAUGUGGAGGACUGCUGCGCCAAGUAAUGGGAUUUACGAAGGUGGAUAUGUGGCAUGGAGGAAUUUGGAAAAGGAAGGAUGGAAUAAAGCAGCAACUUCCUGGCAUGAGAAAACCAAGUAUAUUAUGAAUGCUGGAGCUAGAAUGUUCCUUGGAUUUGAGAACGAGAGGAGUUUAAAAGAAAAAAUGAAGUAUGCAACCGAGAGAAACCUGGGAGGCCUGAUGAUUUGGGCAUUAGACCUGGACGACGACGCAGACACUCUUUUGAAUUUGGUAUCUUCUGCUGACUUGUGCUCCGAAGGAAGUGGAGAUAAAGUGACGUACACAUGUGUUCCAAUAGAUGAAGUCAGAUGGUGGACACCUGAAAACUCAGAUGAGAAGAAACAAGGUCAGUGUGGAAAAUCCGCGCCAUUAAUCAACGGAUUCUACCCUGUCUGUGACCCUGAUGAUCCUGGAUUCUCGUGUUGUGGAGCUGCAGGUUACUGUGGAAGUGGUAAAGAAUACUGCGAUUGCAAAGGAUGUGUUAACUAUCGACAAGAUCCAAAUCUGAUUCUGAAGGAUCCUGUAAAGCCUACACGACCAAUACAAUGGUACACACAAGAUGCACCAGAUGGGAAAAGAGGAAGAUGUGGUAAAGAUGUACCCAUGAUCAAUGGAGAGAUAGCAAUCUGCAAUCCGGACGAUGACACAAAACAUUGCUGCUCGAAUGGUGGAUACUGUGGAGUCGGGAAAGAGUACUGUAGUUGUGAAGGAUGUAUUGAUUACAGAAAUAAAAACUAA
Caenorhabditis briggsae is the source of this 4140-nucleotide messenger RNA. Gene Ontology annotation, molecular function: hydrolase activity, hydrolyzing O-glycosyl compounds; chitin binding. NCBI's taxonomy places the organism in Eukaryota, Metazoa, Nematoda, Chromadorea, Rhabditida, Rhabditidae. The record is from RefSeq and is a predicted model, not a curated record. Gene Ontology annotation, biological process: carbohydrate metabolic process.